Micropterus dolomieu (smallmouth bass) is the source of this 570-nucleotide messenger RNA. It is a transcript of the gene guca1ab.2, whose product is annotated as guanylyl cyclase-activating protein 1. Bases 1 to 570 code for a protein of 189 amino acids. The transcript has 4 exons. Gene Ontology annotation, biological process: visual perception; positive regulation of guanylate cyclase activity. The record is from RefSeq and is a predicted model, not a curated record. Gene Ontology annotation, molecular function: calcium sensitive guanylate cyclase activator activity; calcium ion binding. NCBI's taxonomy places the organism in Eukaryota, Metazoa, Chordata, Actinopteri, Centrarchiformes, Centrarchidae. Gene Ontology annotation, cellular component: photoreceptor inner segment; cone photoreceptor outer segment.
AUGGGAAACUUCACUGGGUCGACUGUGGAUGAACUAGAAGCUUGCCAGAGUCAUCAGUGGUACAGAAAAUUCAUGACCGAGUGCCCAUCUGGACUUGUCACCUAUUACGAGUUCAAGCAGUUAUUUGGCCUGAGGAAUCUGUCGGAUACGUCAAAUGCCUACGUUGAGACAAUGUUUAAAACAUUCGAUUUGAAUGAUGAUGGAUACAUGGAUUUCAUGGAGUAUGUAGCCGCUCUGAGCCUGGUUCUGAAAGGAGGGGUGCAGCAGAAGCUCCGCUGGUACUUUAAACUGUAUGAUAUCGACCGGAGUGGCUGCAUCGACCGUGAGGAGCUGCUUCUGAUAAUUAAGUCCAUCCAUGCAAUCAGUGGAAUUCCUGGUGAGAUGUCAGCAGAGGACUUUGCCAACAUGGUGUUUGACAAGAUUGACACCAAUGGAGAUGGUGAACUGUCCUAUGAGGAGUUCGUGGAGGGGGUUCAGAAUGACGAAAUGCUGCAGAAGACACUAACAGAGCGCUUGGACCUCACACACAUUGUAAAAAAAAUACAAGGAGAAAUGAGGACCAAAAUGUAA